AUGUCUGUCAACAAACUACACAGCACGUUUCCUAGCCCGACUCGCUGCACGUCUCUUAGUUCGACGUACAGCACGUCUCUUAGUCCGACGUACAGCACGUCUCUUAGUCCGACUAAGUCCUACAGGGAGCCUCUUAGCCCGACUAAGCCCUGCAGGACGUCUCUUAAUCCGACUUCCAGCACGUCUUUUAGUCUAACUUACAGCACGUCUCACAGUCCGACCUACAGCACGUCUCUUCGUCCUGCUUACAGCUCGGCUCCUAGUACGACCUACAGCACGUCUCUUCUCCCCAUGUACAGCUCGGCUCUUAGUACGACUUACAGCAUGGCUUUUAUUCCGACUAACAGCACGUCUCUUAGUCUAACUUACAGCACGUCUCUAAGUCUAACUUACAGCACGUCUCUUAGUCCGACUUACAGCACGUCUCUUAGUCUGACUUACAGCACGUCUCUUGCUCCGACUUACAGCACCUCUCUUAAUCCGACUUUCAGCCCGUCUCUUAGUCCGACUUUAAGCACAUCUCUUAGUCCGACUUACGGCUCGUCUCUUGCACUGACUUAUAGAACGUCGCUAAGUCCGACUUGCUGCACGUCUCUGUCCGACUUACAGCACGUCGCUUAG
Hyalella azteca is the source of this 621-nucleotide messenger RNA. RefSeq names its product mucin-2-like. The transcript is spliced from 2 exons. NCBI's taxonomy places the organism in Eukaryota, Metazoa, Arthropoda, Malacostraca, Amphipoda, Hyalellidae. The coding region runs from base 1 to 621 and encodes 206 amino acids. The record is from RefSeq and is a predicted model, not a curated record.